ACUCGGGCUCGUCACCUUUCCUUCGGCUAUUGAUUUGCGCCUUGGUCUCGUUUGUCUCCGCAUAGUUUUUGUGUAAAUCAUUUGAAAUGGCGAGUCAAACGCAGGGGAUCCAGCAAUUGUUGGCUGCUGAAAAGCGCGCCGCAGAGAAAGUAUCAGAGGCGAGAAAGCGAAAAGCGAAACGCCUAAAGCAGGCCAAGGAAGAGGCCCAAGAUGAGGUUGAAAAGUACAGACAGGAACGUGAGAGGCAGUUCAAAGAGUUUGAAGCUAAGCACAUGGGCACACGGGAAGGUGUAGCUGCCAAGAUCGAAGCAGAGACCAAGGUCAAGAUUGAGGAGAUGAACAAAAUGGUCAUCACCCAACAGGAAGUGGUGAUCAAAGACAUCCUGCAGCUGGUGUACGACAUCAAGCCCGAGCUCCACCAGAACUACCGCUUAGACUAAGCGCAGACGCUCCGUAAUCAAACGCUUGCGAACACGCACUCUAUUCAUAGUUCUAUUGUUAUUUGUAAUCUGUAGCCCGUUGGCGCCAAUGCUCGCGUCAAUGUCAACGUCAACUUGACAGCUGACAGCCGCUGAUACUCGCCGCUCGCUGUACAUACCUAGCUUGGUGUUGCCAUGUUAACGUUUAAUCAUUGAAUUUUAAUCUUAUAUUAUCAGCUCGAUAUCAUUCCAUAUGAAAUACAAGUAUUGGAAGACCGAUGAAGAACAGAUUUAACUUAUUGAAAAUUGUAUGUUAUUCAAUGUUGUAUGUUGAAUAGAAAUAUAUAUUUAAAAUAAAUUUGGAAUGUUUUUAUUUAUUUCUUGUUACAAAGUAGUCUAAAGUGAUUGCGAUGUGUACAGUAUUAGAGGAAAUAUAUUAUUAAUGUAC
Messenger RNA from Colias croceus (clouded yellow), 867 nucleotides. It is a transcript of the gene Vha13, whose product is annotated as V-type proton ATPase subunit G. Gene Ontology annotation, cellular component: vacuolar proton-transporting V-type ATPase complex. The record is from RefSeq and is a predicted model, not a curated record. The transcript has 4 exons. Gene Ontology annotation, molecular function: proton-transporting ATPase activity, rotational mechanism. Gene Ontology annotation, biological process: proton transmembrane transport. Bases 87 to 440 code for a protein of 117 amino acids. Lineage: Eukaryota; Metazoa; Arthropoda; Insecta; Lepidoptera; Pieridae.